AUGUACUAUGUUCCAAGAUCCACAUGUCAUGGGGACGGUGCACGUGUACCACCUGUUUAUGUUUCAUCAAGUGGGAUUACAUCACAGAAUCUAUUAUCAGGAUCUGAUGUAGUUGAACCUUCAACUUCACGAAAUGAUGAAAUGCCUUCAAAAAGAGGUAGACCAUCGACUAUACCAGAGGGGAUUAUAGAAGAAAUACGUCGACUGAAAAAACAGAAUAUGGAACGUCGACGACGUGCUUCCAUCACAGAUAAAAUGAACGCUUUGCAUAGUUUAGCUAUGGAGCUGAUUGGAAUUAAUUUUCAUCCUGAUGAGAGUCAAAAGCUUGAGAAGGUUGAUAUGUUAAGUCUUUGUUACACAGUAUUGGAACUAGUUGCUAAUAUCGCUAAAGAUAAACCUGAACUACAAGCACGUUUGAGGAAACUACGUCAUAGUUUGUAUGACGUGACUUCUUCAUCUCCUACCAGCAAUGACAUUCCAUCCUCCUCCUCCGUGUCCUCCCGCUCCUCCUCAUCAUCAACAUCAUCCACAUUACGACCGACGUCAGCGACGAAGAAGCUGGAUAAAUUCACUAAAUCAUUGCAUAAAGUAGCCAUAGCAGCAACAGCGACAGCAGAAAGUCGAAAACGAGACUAUGCAUUGGUGAUGAAUAAACUUUCUGAGGAAGAAGAAUAUUCUGUUGUGAAUACUAAUUCAUCUUCUGAAAUAACACGAAUACUACCAUCGUCUUUCUUCCACUCAAAUGACACUUCAACUUACACUACCAAUACUAAUACUGCUACUGCUACUGCUGACAUUCGUCAAUCUACCCAGUUGGUGAUUGAUGAAGACAAUAAAGAGAAUCAGAUACCAAAAUUGAUAAUCAAAAAUACAUUUUCAAAUGAAAGUCGUUCAGUGAUGAAGAGAAUUACCACAAAUACUGUUACAACAACACCAACAACAAGAAUCCCUUUUGGUUCUAUGCACAAUUCAUCUUCGAUGUCUACCCCAUUACCUCCAAUAUCAUCAUUAGUAUUCUUUGUCGCCUGUUCAACUCCUCCUACUACCACUCCCCCUCCUCCUCUUCGUGACAGGUUGAUGACGAACAAUAGCAAUCAACAACAUUCGAAUAUUGAGACACAUUCAUGGAAUAAUAACAAGCAGUGGCUGUCAUCAACACCGGUAGGAGGACAUAGAAAACAUUUGAAUUCCACACUGAAUAAUUCUGACAGUGGAUUUCUCAGCGGUGACAACAGUCAUUCAUCAGGUUUAAUAGAUGAUAAUCGAACAAAUCAGUUUGGUAUUGUCAAUGACGAGUAUACUCAAGUGAUAGAAUCUAUUAAACCUACUGAUACACCGAAUGUUGUUCAUUCUUUAACUGAUUUACUCAUGAAUUCAACGUCAUCACCGUUUCAAAAAUUAGAAGAGAAAGAAGAAGAAGGAGAAGAAGAACGACAACAACAGGAACAACGCUUUUCGGCGUUUCGUGUGCCUGUGAAGACUGUGACAAACUUUUUAAGUAGCAAUCCCACAUCGACUUAUUUUCAUCGACAGCAUGACACAAUGACUUUCAAUCCUACGACAACAACAUCAACUACUUUUAUUCCUUGUAAUUCUAGUCAUGACACUGUGGAGACAACUAGUACUACAACAGCAACAACAUCGCCACCGAUAUGGAGACCAUAUUUAGACUAG
Messenger RNA from Trichobilharzia szidati, 1674 nucleotides. The record is from the annotation of a GenBank genome assembly. Lineage: Eukaryota; Metazoa; Platyhelminthes; Trematoda; Strigeidida; Schistosomatidae.